Nelumbo nucifera (sacred lotus) is the source of this 688-nucleotide messenger RNA. RefSeq lists its product as uncharacterized. Gene Ontology annotation, molecular function: nucleoside triphosphate diphosphatase activity. The record is from RefSeq and is a predicted model, not a curated record. NCBI's taxonomy places the organism in Eukaryota, Viridiplantae, Streptophyta, Magnoliopsida, Proteales, Nelumbonaceae. Gene Ontology annotation, biological process: nucleoside triphosphate catabolic process.
GAUAUAUACUUCGAAUGCAUAUAUUCCUCAAAAAUAUGUGAAAAUUUGGGCCUUUAAAGCUAGUUGGGGGACUCUCCCAUUUCAUUCAAAAGAGAGAGUAGUCUGAUGAGCAUGGGGGGAGGAGGUGAACGAGAAGAAAUUGAAGAGGUGAAGAUGAUGGAUGUAGGUCUGAAGGACCUAUCAAGAAAGCUUGAAGAGUUUGCCAAGGAGAGAGACUGGGAACAAUACCACAGUCCUAGAAACCUUCUUCUUGCAAUGGUUGGUGAAGUUGGAGAGAUCUCAGAAAUAUUCCAAUGGAUGGGUGAGGUGCCCAAGGGCUUACCAGAUUGGAAGGAAUCAGAUAAGGAACAUCUGGGAGAAGAAUUGUCUGAUGUACUGUUGUACCUUAUCAGGCUUGCCGAUAUAUGUGGCAUUGAUCUUGCAGAUGCUGCCAUUAAAAAGCUUGUUAAGAAUGCCAUCAAAUACCCCAAGCCCCUUUAAGAAUGACUAAGACUGGUGCUGCUGCAACUCAUGUUUUUGCUAAGUUGAUGGGGAUAUAGAACAUUUUGUAAUAAAUUAAUCUGGAAAAGUUAGCAAGGUUAAUAAAAAAUAUCUAUUUUUCCCCUAGAUUUAUUGUGAUUCAGCCACUUCAAUAAUGAUUUUCCCUCUUUUCUUCUUCUUUUAAACCCAAGUGUGGUGAAUCAUAGGG